Messenger RNA from Hyposmocoma kahamanoa, 3583 nucleotides. RefSeq names its product glutamic acid-rich protein-like. The record is from RefSeq and is a predicted model, not a curated record. The coding region runs from base 160 to 2937 and encodes 925 amino acids. The transcript has 12 exons. Lineage: Eukaryota; Metazoa; Arthropoda; Insecta; Lepidoptera; Cosmopterigidae. Gene Ontology annotation, molecular function: actin binding.
GCGCUCCACGCCGCGUCUUACAGAUCUUCUGAAUUUACAAAUUCUGAAUGUUGCAAGUUUGUCGAAGUUACUGCAAGUUUUAAAGCUUUCCGAGUUCCGAGAUAUGACCGUUUGAUCUGACCAGUGUUGUGCUUGGUGUAUACUGAAAAAAACACCACAAUGCCUAUUGGUAACGUGAGCAGGGACACAGCUCCCAAACGGGACAACUACCGACCUCCGUGGGUUAAGAGCAAAGAAGCCGAAGCAGCACCAGUAUGGACACAGAGGAAACUAAAGCCCGUGGAGUCUACAAAGACGGCGGCGGCGGUAGAAGAGGUCGCUCCGGCGCCAGUUGUCAAAACACUAAAACCUACCUUGAAGAAACAAUCCACCGUCAGAGACAAAGCAGAAAACGGUGUAUCGGAAACCGUUGAAGAAAAUCUCGUAAAGCCUUCAGCAGCGAAGCUUGCAGAUAAGUCUAAAAUAGGCGAAGAACGAACGUCCAAGUUUGCAAAAUCAGCUUUAAAAUCUAUAGACAAGAUUCCAAAGUUAGAAGACAAGCUAGGUCUUAACGACAAAAAGGAUACAACACCAACAAACAGCACGAAUAAUAAAAAUAACGAAAAAGUGCCAGAAAAACCAACACUAAAAAGUGUAAGGACAAUCGAUGCUGACAAAGGAAAAGAAAAAUCUGUUACAAUAGUUGAUAAAAGAGGCGCUGAGAAGAACGGAACAACGCCAACUAGUAAAGUUGUUAAUGACAAACCAUUAAAUAAGAUCAAUGCAAAUGACAAAGCAAAUGAAAAACCAGUAACCAAAAUAAAUACUGUUGCUAAUGAAAAACUAUUGAACAAAGCCAACCAAAAACCACUUUCCAAAAAUAAUACCGUUGCUAAUGAAACGCCAUUAAAUAAAAAAAAUAAUACCGUUGAAAAGUCUAUAAACAAAACCCCAACAAAUGAUAAAACUGACAGAAAUAAUACAGUGAACGAGAAACCAAAUAACAAAACCAUCAUCGACAAAGUUUCAAAAACAACUGUAAAUGAUAAAUCGCUUAAUGAUAAGUCUGUUAAUAACUUUGCAAGUAAAGAUUCUAAGAUAGAUGUUAAACCAAACUUAAAAACAACUGAAAAGGUGAAAGUAGAGCCUAAAACAGAAGGUAAAUUAGAAGACAAAAAAGACAAAACAGAAAUGGCAACCAAACCACCACUAGAAAAGGGCCCUUCCAAGCUCCCACCACGAAAACCAUCACUUCAGAAGCAACCUUCAAAGGAUGAUGUUCCAGUAAAGAAAUGGAGGGAUCCACUACACGAGCGUGUUAAAAACAAUAUUGAUAAGACGCUGUCCGAUGAAAUUCCUAAGGGGCACACUCUUACCAAGAAUGAGAGUUUGAGAAGCUUAUUGAAGCCAGUACCGCCGCCCAUGCCUCCACCGUUGCCGCCGAAGAUGCCACCACCACCGGAAUUCAAAAAAGCCCCAAUUGACCCCCAAAAACUGAAGAAAAUAGAGUCACUUCGCAGCAGACCCAGGAAACGACCAGAUUGGAGCGACAUGAUGAAGGAAGUGGAACAGGGAAAGAAGUUGAAACAUGUUGUUACUAAUGAUAGAUCCAGUCCAAUCAUUACCAGAAACACAGUCGUUAAGAACAAGGACCAAUUCAUUUUCGAGUCAGAGAAGCCCAAUUCUCACAAUGACCUGCUGAAAGAAAUUUCUAAAGGCAUCAAGCUAAAGAAGACAAAAACUAAUGAUAGGAGUAAACCCAACUUGGAAGGUUUGAGGAAAUUCAGAAGACAAAUGACGAUUGAAGAACAGGUCCAAAAGUCAAUGUCACAGGCCAAUUUAGCCGCAUCGCCUUCAGGAGUCAAUUUGGCAGAGGUCCCUCCACCUACAGAAGAAGAAGAAAUUGAUGAAAUGGAUGAUAUUGACAAAGUAAGAGAUGAUCUUCAGUCUACGAAACAACUUCUAGCUAUUGAACUUAGAAACAAGGAAGCUCAAGAAAGAGAAAAUAAACGUUUGUUAACUAGAAUACAGAACUUAGAAGCAGAGUUAGCUAGAGAAAGAGCUAUUAUCAAACAAGAGCAACAUAAGACUGUUAUAUCGGUAACAGAUGCAUAUGAUGAGAGACUGGUCAAUAACCUUAAGAUGGAAGUUGAAAAGACGAAGGAAAACGCUGAUAGUUUGGAGAAACAGUACUUGGAUGCUGCCGAACAAAGAGACGCAGCUUUGACUGAAUUAGAGGAAGUUAAAAGGAAGAACGCUGAGUUGGAGAAAAAAUUGGAACAGGCACUAGCGGGCAUAAUGCCAACCAUUGCUGGAUCGAGACGAUCAAGUCACGCUAUCAGACAACUCUCCGUUACCAAAGAUGACAGCUUCGAAGAGGAGUCGCUUUCAGAGGAAGAAGAGGAGGAAAGUGAAGAAAAGAAGCAAAAACGAAUGGAAAAGGAAGUACGAAAUAUGAAAAACAAGAUACGACACCUGAAAGAGAAACAAGACCAAAUGAAGAGAGAACGAAUGGGUUACAAGAUGGCGCUAAAGAAUCAACAAGCUGCGCUCAAAGACGAGAAACGGAAAUACAAAGAGCUAAAACGCGAGGUUGACAAGAUGGCGGCAAUGAUGAAGGAAGUUGGUUCAGAUGAUGAAGACGAAGAUGAAGAAGAGGAGUCUGAGGAAUCAAAGAAGAGUGAAAGCGAAGAAGAAGAAACCGAGACCGAGACAGAACAGGACACUGAGAGCGAGACCGAGAGUGAGAGUGAGCCGGAAGACGCCCCAGUAUCAAAGAAGAAAGAAAACCUAACAAAACGAAUGAAGCGACACGAAACUAGAGUGAAUGCUUUAAAGAAAGGCAACGCCCUUUUGAUGGCCAACGUGGACCGAUUGAAGGACGACGUGUUGAAGCAGAGAGAGGAAUCACAGACGUUGAAGAAGGAAUUGGACUCUUUGAUAGAAGACUUGGAGUGAUUUUUCGGUCGACAUUUCGCUCAUGAAACCAAAUAAUAUCGUAACUCAAAAUUAUGGAAUUGAGAAAAGACAAUUUGAAAAUUUAUUAAUAAAAUUGAAUGGAUCUUAUUGCGUGUAAUGUGAUUAUUUUUAUUUUUUUACAUAAUACUUAAUUAUCCCAUUGUAAAUGAGAAUAUGUACAUUGGUGUAGCGAACUGUAUUAAUGGAUUGGGGUGGGUGCUAGACUCAUUAUCAUUUGGUAGACUCAUUAUUUGUUUGAAUACUAUUUUGCCAAAACACUUCUGACAAAUCAUUAUUGUGACAACUGCGCUCCAUUUGGCCAGCCCGAAUUCGAAACAAUUGACGGGUGUCGUCAAUUGUUUCACUUCAAAUCGACCAGAUUAACUUGAGCUUUGCUAUAUAAUGGACGAAAAUUGCAAAAUUACGUAUUUAAUUAUCGAUGACAUAUGAUUCUGUUUGUUUUGUAAUUAGACGUUUUGUUGUUUUGCCCACACCACCCAAUGGUAUAGCCUCCAUUGUUAGAGGUAGGUAUAUUAUCUUUAUUACAACAAAUACAGAAUAUUUUUGGAAUAUACAAAGAUACACACAGGUUAGUUGCUGGUGCAGUAAUAUUUCAGAAUUCUAAUUUGUGAUUUCAGCGCAAACG